Molecule: messenger RNA, 2559 nt
Organism: Castor canadensis (American beaver)
Lineage: Eukaryota; Metazoa; Chordata; Mammalia; Rodentia; Castoridae
Gene: Cfap221
Product: cilia and flagella associated protein 221
Biological process (GO): motile cilium assembly; cilium movement
Cellular component (GO): 9+2 motile cilium
Source: RefSeq, a predicted model, not a curated record
GAAAUGACCUUUGGCUCUUAGAAGCAAGACGCCAUUUUUCAUGAUAAAAUGGCAGCAGUGAAAACCCCCAGCCGAGAACUAAAGAAUGCAGAAGAACACUUUAAUAACAUAUCACCUGUCCUUUUGAAGAGCCUAGUGGAGGAGCCCAAGAAAAGAGCAGAAGUGCCUAAUCACCUCCUGGAGUCAAAGGUUUAUGCCAAGCUUCUGAAUAAUAAGGUCAUCCAAGCAAGGCCUGGCAUAGUACAUUUUGGAGGCUAUCAAGUAGAAAAACAGCACCGACAGAUUCUGCACCUGGUCAACAUCUCUGAUGAAGACACAAGCGUUCAUAUUUUACCUCCACAGACCAGAUACUUUCAGAUCAGCUAUGAGAAAAAGGAGUACCGCCUCGUCCCUGGCUUGUCCCUCAUAGUCACCAUAACAUUUUCUCCAGAUGAGUGGCGAUACUAUUAUGACUGCAUCCGUGUUCACUGUAAGGGAGAUGACGCCUUGCUUGUUCCUAUCCAUGCCUAUCCUGUCAUGAACACCCUGGUCUUCCCCACAUUUAUAAAUUUAUCCAAUGUUCUCCUUGGUGAGAGCAAAACCUACGUGGUUCCCUUGCAGUGCAGCUGUCCUGUGGACUUCGAGUUCCAUGUCAUGUUGGUUCAGUCCCAUCAAGCCUUUGCUGUUGAGCCGAUGUCAGGAAUAAUUCCAGCUAAUGGGAAGAUGAAUGUGACCAUCAAGUUUACACCCUUCCAGUAUGGGACAGCACAAAUGAGAAUGCAGUUAUGGAUCUCACAGUUCAACUCUCAGCCGUACGAGUGCACCUUCACUGGAACGUGCUACCCCAACAUGGCCUUACCAUUAGAAGAAUUUAAAAGAUUAAAUACUCUUUCUAAGAAAAUAAACGUUCCUCGAGAAAAAACAAUGCUAUCCAUAAAUUUUCACCAACUACCAACAAAGACAAAACCUCCAAAGAUGAAGGAAAUUGAGUACCAGAACCUGAGAUUCCCAGCAGAUCUAUCUAAUCCAUUUGCUGUGGCAACUGUGUUAAACCAAGAACCAGGAAUGAAGAUUAAAGAAUUAAGAGAAGUGUUGGACCAAGGCACUGAGAUUUCAAGAACAAGACAGAUGAAGGAGGCUCUGUUCGAACAGAAAGUCAGACAGGAUGUUCAGAAAGAGACAGAAAAUCAUCUUAAGUGGCAGGUGCACCUUGGUAAAGAUCAUAUGUCUUUUAAGUUUAGAAAGGAGCUUGCUGAAGACUGGCAAAGAAUGUGCAACAAAUACAAGCUAGAUAAAAGAGAUCCUAUUUUGGAUGAGGAAUUUCACCGAAUCAAGACAGAAGUUGGCCAUGAACGGGUCAUUCGAGACCUGGAGGAGAAAAUCCAGGAAUUUCAUCCUAAUUUUGAUCCACUCAUUAAUAAUAUUUGGAUCAACAGAUUCAGGGCCCAAAGACGGUUCCAACAAGCAGCACGCAGGAUCAUGCGUGAGCGACGGCUGCUGAAUAUGCUGGGGGCUGUUCGUGAAAUGGACAAAGAAGGCAUAAUGAAAAAGCUCGAUCAAGCGAAACAGCUGUUCAUUCGAGAGAAGAAAACCUCCAUAUACCUUCAGCCACAAGUCAGUCAGGAAGAUUGUGAAUGUCACUUCUCAGUCCAGUCCAAAGAAGUGCUGCCCUUCGUUCCAUCCUACACCCCUCCUCAGGACUCCAACGAGCUGGCUCCUGACGGUCUUGGACUGGUUCCAAUUAAGUCUUCAGAAGUUCAAAUCAAGCAGAGUUAUUCCUUCUUCAAUUUGCAGGUCCCUCAACUGUACAAAAUGAAGGGAUAUCAACCAUUCUCCACCCAGAAGGCUUCAGUCAGUUACAGACCCCAAAAGCUUGCUCGAUCCCUGAAGCAAGGAGCUGAGGAUGAAGUCACCACCAUCAUAGCCCUUCCAAACAAGGACUCCACAGAGCUCUCUGGCAAGUCCUCCAUCCUGAGCAUGAAGCCACCCGAGGGCUUAGCCAUGGGUGUAGAAUAUAACCCACUUUAUAUUUUCAAUCCCAACCCAGGAUUGUUUGCCGUGAAGCACCCUCUGACCUACGCAGAAACGUUGAUAGACUACCAUCUGUGCUCUCAUCCCAAGUACAAGUUCACACACGAAUCCCACGAAAAGUCCAGCAUUCCUCUCACCCAAAAGCAGUUUCUCCAUCACACGGACAUUAUUCCUGGAAUCAUGCUCUGGAAGCAGUUCCAGCCCCUGGUCUUGUCCUCCCUGCCGGACCCCUCAAAGGUGGAAAUCACUCAGAGCUGUGCCUACAACUCAGUUCUGCUUCCUGUAGAUGUCCCUGAGCUCCUGGAUGCCUUACCAGAAGAAGACAGACUGGAAACUAUGGAACGUGAGCUCUGUGAACACAAUAUAGAAGUUGUACUGACUCCAGAAAUGAUACAAGUGGAGUUCCCUGUGUUGGACCAAAAGGACGCCGAGAAGGAGAAAGAAGUGAAAGACCAGGCCCACGCAGCAGAAAAGGCGGGGGAAAAGGUGCAGGAGGAGAUGAAGAACCUGCAGAGCAGAGCUCUCAGUGCGUACCUGAUUCUAGAAUAG